CUUAGACCAAAUGGAUUAAAGAUCAAUUGUGCAGACGAUCUGUAGUCUAUAGUAUUAUUCUGUAAUCGAAUGUCACGUAUGACACUUCGACACUAAUAACGGUAGUGACACUGACAGGAUAUUAUUUACAAGAUAACGUUUAGUAUCGAGUUAUUAAGAAUAAAAUUUAAUGAUUUUGUUUAUUGAAAAAUAGAAAAAAUAUGUUGGAAAACGAUGCAUUAUUAUCGAACGAUAAAGAGAAAAACAAUAAAAAAUCCGAUUACGGUGCUACAACCGAUAACAUAUCUAAUGGUUUCGUUGACCAUGAAGACACUAGAUCUGAAUUGAGAUUCGAAGAAGAUAUUGAGUCACAAAUAGAAAUUGAAAAAAGGAAAAUUAUUGAACAAGCCCUCGAAAACGACACCGAUUUAGAAACAUGGCGUAAUUUGGCAAUUGGAGAGUGUGGACUAGUUGGAGAUGAUCUCCGAAGGAAGAUAUGGCCCCUUUUACUAGAAGUAGAUCCAGAUGAGUAUAAUGAAAAAAUUCCGUCUCUUUUAGAGCUCUCUACUCACGAUGAGUAUAACCAAGUGAUUCUCGAUGUGAACAGAUCAUUAAGUAGAUUUCCUCCAGGCAUUCCAUUGAAGCAGAGGCUAGCUCUACAAGAUCAGUUAACAGUCCUAAUUCUUAGAGUUAUCAUGAAAUAUCCCCAUUUGAAAUACUAUCAGGGAUACCAUGAUGUAGCUAUAACUUUUUUAUUAGUGGUAGGAGAAGUAAUUGCAUUCAGAAUCAUGGAAAGGCUUAGUACAGACCAUUUGAAGGAAUGUAUGGAAGAUACAAUGGAAAAAACAUCAUUUAGACUGAAUUAUAUGUAUCCCCUGAUAGAUAGAAUAGAUCCGAAACUGUACAAUUUUUUGGAAAUGUCUGGUGUUGGCACUAUGUUCGCUCUACCGUGGUAUCUCACAUGGUUUGGGCAUUCCCUCAACAGAUAUAAAGAUGUUGUCAGGUUAUACGACUUCUUCUUAGCGUCCCCACCUCUUAUGCCAAUUUAUGUAGCUACGGCCCUAGUGGUCGAAAGGAGCGAUGAAAUAUUCCAACAAGAUUGCGAGCUCGCAAGUAUUCACUGUUUAUUGGCCCAAAUACCUGACGACACGGAUUUUGAGACGAUUCUCCACAAUGCUUUGCUGUACUACAAGAAACACAAGCCGGAAUCUGUGGAGAAAGAUGUCGUGAAACGAGUAAAGAGAGAGCAAGAUAGAAGAAAACAAGACGAGGCUCGUAUGAGGAGGAUGAGAAGGGGUAACAACAAUAAUAUGUGGCUCCGAAUCUCGAACAGCAUGCCACCAUGGUUGCUGUUCAACCACAGGAGCCGAUAUGGUAUUCUAUUUGCUACUGCCACAGUUCUGAUUGGUCUUUAUGCCUAUUACCUGAAAACCAUCAACCCCAAUUUCAAUUAUCUACCAAACAUGUGGGACACAUGACAAAUAAUUCCCUACUCAACAGUGAGGGAUCUUAUGAAACGAAGGUUUUACGCAGGUUUCUGAUUUUUUUGUCAAUUUGUAUGGAUAUAAAUUGUCGAAAGAAUAUUUCAUGUAUCUGUUGAAUGUAAAUAUCAAAUGUUAUUGUAUAGUGUAUGAAAUUUAUGAAUAAUCUAUUGUAAACAUAAAUGCUGCUUCAAAAAUAUGUAUCUCUCAAUUUAUUUAUCAAAUAGUUUAUAUGAAUUAUUGUUUUUGUUGAAGUAUUUGAACUACCUGUUUAUUUGUCAUAAUUUCCAAAACAUGACAAGAAUUGUAUGUACAAUCAAUACACUUUCGUGUCGAUAAUAAAUUUGAAUAUCUCAUGA
This is a messenger RNA of Harmonia axyridis, 1819 nucleotides long. RefSeq names its product TBC1 domain family member 20. Bases 201 to 1457 code for a protein of 418 amino acids. The transcript is spliced from 9 exons. Gene Ontology annotation, cellular component: endoplasmic reticulum membrane. Gene Ontology annotation, biological process: endoplasmic reticulum to Golgi vesicle-mediated transport; positive regulation of GTPase activity. NCBI's taxonomy places the organism in Eukaryota, Metazoa, Arthropoda, Insecta, Coleoptera, Coccinellidae. The record is from RefSeq and is a predicted model, not a curated record. Gene Ontology annotation, molecular function: GTPase activator activity.